AUGCACCAUGGCAUGGGAGGAUCGGCGGGCGAUCGUCACGGCGCUCAAAAUCCAGAUAUUUCCUGGCGGGAGAUGCGGGCCAGGAAUGGGAUCUGCGACAAAAUCGAAAAUUACAUAUCCGAGCUGGGCCAAUGGGCGGUAUGGAGGACGAUAAUAAUGGGCCAGUUUCUUUCGGUGAUGCUGUCCUUCGUGACGUUCCUAAAUCAUUACAUAAACACCGGUUCCUACAAGGUCUCGCUUCCAACAGGGCAGAACGUUCCGCACUACGUAAUGAUGUGUUUAGUCUACACGACGUGGAUGUCCUGCAGGGGUGCGGGGAAUGGCCUAAUUUCCGUCAUACGAGCCCGUGGCUGGAGGUAUCUGUUGUUAGCACUGAUCGACGUUGAGGCGUGCACGCUUAUUACAUCGUCGCACCAAUAUACCAGCCUUGCUAGUAUACAGCUUCUUGAUUUAGCGGCGAUACCGGUCGCCCUGGUACUCUCGUUUCUGGUACUGGGCGUCAGAUACAGAAUGGUGCACAUCGUCGGCGUGUCCGUCUGCUUAAUGGGCGUCGGAUGUCUGGUCUGGGCUGGUAUAGACGACAAUAAUCCUACUGGUAAUCCCACGGCUACUGAAAAGAACAAACUUGUUGGCGAUAUGCUUUGUCUCGGCGGUGCGGUCUUGUUCUCGGUAACGACGGUUCUGCAGGAAUUUGCCGUUAAAACGGUCGAUAUUGUCGAAUACCUCGGGAUGAUCGGUUUCUUCGGUACAAUAUUGAGCUGCAUGCAAACCGCCGUGUUUCAGAGGUUUCAAAUAGAAGCGUGUCACUGGGACAACGUACCAGUAAUAACGAUCCUGAUGCUCUACUGCGUCAUGCAAUUCAUGUUCUUCUCUCUUCUACCGGUAGUAUUGUUUGAAUCGGGCGCUACCGCCUUGCAGCUCGCGCUGCUUACCUCGGACUCCUUCAAUACAUUGAGCGGAAUGCUUAAUCACCACUAUAAGUUUCACGCAUUGUACUUCGUUUCGUACACGCUCACGAUGACCGGUAUAUACAUUUACGCAAUAAAGAAAACACCGAUGUCGAUGAACUCACGGAGGCAGCACAUGGCCCCGGAUCCGCGCGCGCCAAUCCCAGAUUAUAGACACAUAUAUCAUCCCGAUGUCGGCGAGGUGGAGAUGGCCACGAGUUCCGGAAUGUCUGGCGUGAGCGGCACCCUCGACAUAAGGGCGUCCACCCUCGGCAGCGAGAGAGAAACGAUGGACGCGACAAGUCUACCACUUAGCGUCAGUUCCGACACGGCCUUCACCUCCUUCUACGGCAGUCAGGCAAACCUAAAGGUAGCAUCGAGAUCGAUGCCGCGUGUCUCGUCCAAUUCGUAUUUCGAUUCGAGCACCGGUGCGCCCUGAUAUCUGUCGGGAAUGAACUUAACGCGAGCGCAGGGUUCGCGUGAUAUUCCGAGGCAGAUGGAGUCCGCGCGAUUGAACGUUUUCUCGAAAUCUACCCAUUUUCGAUAAAGCGACUUCGCGUCGCGAUAUGAGACUCGACGUUUUGCAUUACGGUGAUUCUUCAAAAUUUGUUAGAUUUAUUUUACAAUAGCCUCGGAGCAUGCAGAAAUCGCAUAAUGUAAUUGACUUGUACGAAGGCAAUAAAAUCAAACGAUAAAUAAAAAUUAAUAAAUGUAUAAGUUUUAGACAUCGUUACAUAUUUGAUGGUAGGUUUGGUUCUCUCUCUCUCUCUCUCUCUCUCUCUCUCUCUCUCUCUCUCUGUUAAAUAGCGUAAAUUUGAAUGAUUGCACAAAGAAACUUUUUCAUUCGCGCGAUGAUCCAUCAUUCCAUCUGCCUCCGAUAACGAGUGAUCUCCCCGUACUUCUUUCUUUGUUCUUGGAGGUGUAAAUGAAAUCUGUGACGGUUUCAGGCUGCGAACGGGAACAGUGGUUCUGCCUAUAAUUAAUAAGCGGAAGGAAACGACUGCCUAGAAUAGAAUACUGUCCAAUUCAUUCGUUCGAAAUGCGAUGCGAACUUCUUGACUUCUCGAAACGGGGCCCUUAGAAAGCACGAAAAGAUGUUUGUAUAUCGACGUCGUAAUUACGAGCGUUAGCACAAAGUCUAAAGACUUCUUUUAGAUAUCUGUGUAAAAUUAUUAUUACGCAGUGUUAAUUGUACUUAACGGUAAAAUAAUCGGGUCGUCUUUAAGUUGUAAUUCGAUCAUAUGUUUAGAUGUUAUUUAAGAAAUAAGUCUAAUUUAUAUAUGAAAAAAUACUACUAGAUUAGCAUAUAACUUAAUUAUUCCAAUAAUUUUAAUUAUUACAAUUACAUAUUUAACUUUAUAGUCUUCGCGCGCGACGAAAUAAAUUUGGGUAGAGGUGCCUUUUCACGUUAACGCUCGACGCUCAUUUUUAGCAAGUAAAAAUCUUCAGAAAUAAUAUCUUUUAUUUA
Temnothorax curvispinosus is the source of this 2415-nucleotide messenger RNA. Its product is annotated as solute carrier family 35 member F2-like. Lineage: Eukaryota; Metazoa; Arthropoda; Insecta; Hymenoptera; Formicidae. The transcript is spliced from 8 exons. Bases 1 to 1386 code for a protein of 461 amino acids. The record is from RefSeq and is a predicted model, not a curated record. Gene Ontology annotation, biological process: transmembrane transport. Gene Ontology annotation, cellular component: membrane. Gene Ontology annotation, molecular function: transmembrane transporter activity.